UUCCGAACGUAACGUGCGCCGGCUCGCUCGCUCUGCUGGAAAGGGAUGGUGAUAGCUACCUACAUUACUCUUUUGGUCCGAAUUUUGCCAAUAAUUAUUUCAUUCAGUUAACUUCCGACUUCUCUGCGUGGAGGUUGUCGUUCGAGCUAUAAGUGGAAAAAAUAUUAAUAAAAGGGUAACAUAAAAAAUCAAAAUAUUAACGUCGCAAUGGCUGAAACGGAGAUAAUAUCAAAUAGUGAAAGUAAUGAUCAAUUUUUCGAAGGGGUAGAAAAAUUGAUCGAAAUAUGGUUUACGCCGGCCAAAAAUGCGGAUCUGAGGAAAAUUACUCGCCAACAAUGGGAGAAUGUGUUGAAGAUAGUUCGUUGCGAGAUCAUCUCUUUUACGCAGAGUGAGCAAGUCGACGCUUACGUACUUAGUGAGAGCAGCAUGUUCGUUUCACGAAGACGCUGGAUACUGAAGACAUGCGGGACCACCACCCCGCUACGGUGCGUCCGCGCUGUGCUGGCUCUCGCACAGGACGUGGCGGGCCAUUCGUGCGUGCACAACGUGUUCUACUCCAGGAGAGAAUUCGCCCGUCCCGAAGUCCAGCUCAAACCGCACGACAACUUUGAUUCAGAGGUAAAACUUCUGGAUUCAUUUUUCGGGGAUGGGCGCGCCUAUAUCAUGGGCCCGGAAAAAGACUGUUGGUAUUUGUAUACCCUGCUGCCGUUGGAAGGUACAGUGGCAGCGGUGGAGAAAGAGCAGCAGGAAGCUGAGUCGGGACGCGGGGAGCCCGACCAGACCAUUGAGAUUCUCAUGUCCGACCUCGAUCCUCAGGUCAUGGACAUAUUUACCCGGGAACAUUCCCACGAUGCUGCGUAUGCCACUAAAGAGUCUGGCAUAGACAAAAUAUUACCAGGAAUGGUCAUAGACGAUUUCCUGUUUGACCCCUGCGGCUACUCUAUGAACGGGGUCGCUAAAGAUGGUUGCUACAUGACGAUCCACAUAACGCCCGAGAGGGCCUGCUCGUACGUGUCGUUCGAGUCCAACGUGCCCGUGUCCAGCUACGACGAGGUGAUAGCGCGCGUGCUGGCCGCCUUCCGCCCCGCCAAGUUCGUGCUCACCAUCUUCGCCACGCCGGACUCCCCGGCGGCGGACGCGUGCCGGCAGCUGCGCAAGUACCGCUCGCUGAGCGCGUACGAGGAGCAGGAGGCGCAGUACUGCCGGUUCUCUGGGUACGAGCUGCAGUACGCGCUGUACUGCAAGUUCCCGAGCUGAGAGCGGCGCGGCGGCGGGGCGGGCGUGCGCGCGGCGGCGCGGGGCGGGGCGGCGCAGGGCGGGCGGCGCGC
Molecule: messenger RNA, 1328 nt
Organism: Bombyx mandarina (wild silkworm)
Lineage: Eukaryota; Metazoa; Arthropoda; Insecta; Lepidoptera; Bombycidae
Gene: SamDC
Product: S-adenosylmethionine decarboxylase
Biological process (GO): spermidine biosynthetic process; spermine biosynthetic process
Cellular component (GO): cytosol
Molecular function (GO): adenosylmethionine decarboxylase activity
Source: RefSeq, a predicted model, not a curated record